Humulus lupulus (European hop) is the source of this 912-nucleotide messenger RNA. RefSeq names its product proline-rich receptor-like protein kinase PERK8. NCBI's taxonomy places the organism in Eukaryota, Viridiplantae, Streptophyta, Magnoliopsida, Rosales, Cannabaceae. The record is from RefSeq and is a predicted model, not a curated record. The coding region runs from base 234 to 581 and encodes 115 amino acids. The transcript is spliced from 2 exons.
UAGUCUAAAUUUUUUUUUGGUCUAUCUGUCUUGACUCAGUUGUUCUUGAUAUAUCAUGAUAGCUUUUAUUUUUUCCUUAAAAUUAUUUUUGGGCCAUAUUUUAUUUCUCAGUCUUUAUGUUGCACAGUGUCUUUUUUAUAAAUGCAUUUAUUUAUUUUUUGGCACUAAUAUAUAAUCCCGUUUUUUUUCCUUGAGCAUCUUCUUCAUUUUUUUUCUUCCAAAACCUAGUUGUAAUGUCAUCUGAUUCAGCUUCCUCUCUACCGUCCCCAAUGUCAGAACCUUCGUCUGUCUCUCCUAUGGUUGAGGUCUCUUCGUCCUUGUCUCCGAUGGUGCCUUUGCCCCCUGUUCCUGAAUUCAUUGUCGCCUCUAGCUCCGCUGAGCCCUUUUCUACCGUCGUCCCACCGUCUGGAGAUGAGGUUUCAGCUUCUCUUCCUGCUCCAACCAACCCACUGGCAUCAUCUCAGGGGGAGCUUCCUAGCAGUGUCGCUCUUGCUCAGGGGGAGCUUCGUGUCUCUGAUCCUUCUCCAUCAACUCAGAAGGAGUUGCCUACUGAUCCAUCUGUUUCUCUUUCUGCACAGUAACUGAAGCUACAAUUAUGAUCACUAAGGGGGAUAUUUAGUCUAGGUUUCUGGUUGUUCUGGUUGUUUGUUGGUUCUCUUUUGUGACUAUUUAUGGAUGAAUAUGUGCGACUCUUCUGUAGUCUUUUCUAUUUAUGUGUUUUUUCUUUUCUUAUCUUUUGUAUGAACUCUUUCUCUGGGUUUACAUGGUUGGUUGUGUUUACUGACUCUAUUUUUUGGUUUACAUGCCAAUCUUGUUAUUUGAUUCAAUGAUCAUAAUUUUCCAAAGGGGGAGAUUGUUAAUGCCUAUUUUGGACUCUGACGUGUUUGAUAUAAUUAUGAUGUUGUUUUGUCU